AUGGCUCAGGCCGCCUUUGCAGCCUUCGAGCGCGCCGAUUACCUCGAGAGCGAGCGGCUCUGGCGCGCGGCCACGGAGCAGCACCCAAAGGAGGGCCUGGGGUGGGCCAACCUCGCGGUCGCGCUCAUCAUCAACGCCUCCGACAAGAUGACGCUCGGCGUGCUUCCCACCGGCGAGCCGCUGCAGAGGCUCGAGGAGGCGCUCUCCGCGACCGAGCGAGCGGAGGCGCUCGGCGCCGCCGACGGCAUUCUCCUCAACUCGCGCGGCAACGCGCUAGGUCUGCUGCAGCGGUGGGGGGAGGCGCGUGCCGCGUACGCCGCGGCUACGACGCUCUCGCCGCGCGACUUUGAGUCGAUUCCGCGCUCGAAUGAGGCGCUUGCGCUCAUGCAGCUCGAGGAGCCCGCGCAGGCUGAGGCGCUGGUGAGGCGGAUCAUGCGGAGGGAUCCGAACUUUGUCGACGCGUUCGCCCUGCUGGCGGCAGUGCGCUGGAUGCAGGGCGACCCGGGUGGGACGGCCAGAGCCAUCGCCCAGCUGUGCGGCGGCGGCGACGGCAGGAUGUGGUGCGCGCGCUACUCGACCGAGCAGGUGGUGCUCGGGCGCUGGACGCCGCGCGCGGUGGAGGCGUACCGCGAGCUGCUCAAGGAGAAGAGCGUCCAGCUCGAGCUGAAGAAUGGACUGAUCUGA
Messenger RNA from Emiliania huxleyi CCMP1516, 684 nucleotides. RefSeq lists its product as hypothetical. NCBI's taxonomy places the organism in Eukaryota, Haptophyta, Isochrysidales, Noelaerhabdaceae. Bases 1 to 684 code for a protein of 227 amino acids. Gene Ontology annotation, molecular function: protein binding. The record is from RefSeq and is a predicted model, not a curated record. The transcript has a single exon.